Loxodonta africana (African savanna elephant) is the source of this 1296-nucleotide messenger RNA. Its product is annotated as olfactory receptor 4C3D-like. Gene Ontology annotation, biological process: G protein-coupled receptor signaling pathway. The transcript has a single exon. Lineage: Eukaryota; Metazoa; Chordata; Mammalia; Proboscidea; Elephantidae. The record is from RefSeq and is a predicted model, not a curated record. Gene Ontology annotation, cellular component: plasma membrane. Bases 233 to 1210 code for a protein of 325 amino acids. Gene Ontology annotation, molecular function: olfactory receptor activity; G protein-coupled receptor activity.
AUGGCAUUCCAGCACCAAUAGAAAAAGCUGGAUUAGACAGCCUCAAUGGUUCUAAUCUUUUUGUAAAAUAGAAAUUGCUUGUUUUUUUCUCUUCUUGUGUACCAUAAGGAAAAGAGUUUGUAUUAUUAAAAUGCUUUGUUCUUAUUUGCAAACCCAAAAUCUCAUCACCCUGCUUUAAUAAUGUUGUCUUUACAGGAUAAUCCCAAUUUCUGUGUCCAUCAUCACCACUGAAAUGAAAGAAAACAGGAUGAAUGUGACUGAUUUAAUUCUAAUAGGACUUACACAGAAUCCUCAGAUGCAGAGAAUUCUAGUUGUUCUGUUUCUCAUCUACAUUGUCACUGUUACAGGAAACCUGCUCAUUGUGGUCACCGUAAUCUACAGUCAGACAUUUAAAACCCCAAUGUAUUUUUUCCUGGCCUUCUUAUCUUUGAUAGAUGCCUGCUACUCCUCUUCCAUACUUCCUAAAAUGCUAGCUGACUUGCUCUCUGAGACAAAAACCAUCUCCUUCAGUGGCUGCAUGACACAGAUCUUUACUGAACAUUUCUUAGGUGGUUCUGAGGUUGCCCUCCUUGUGGUCAUGGCCUAUGACCGUUACGUGGCCAUCUGUAGACCUCUGCACUAUGUGACCAUCAUGAACCACCAUGUAUGCUGCCUUUUGGUGGGGGUGUCUUGGACAGUGGGUUUUCUCCACUCCAUUGAACAGAUUCUUGUCACUUUCUGGCUCCCAUUCUGUGGCCCCAACAUUAUGGAUCACUUCAUGUGUGACGUCUUUCCCCUGAUACAACUUGCCUGCACAGACACUUUCCUUGUUGGUCUCUUGAUUGCUGCCAAUGGUGGGGUAAUCUGUGUAAUAACCUUUGUAAUGUUGUCGAUAUCCUAUGUUGCUAUCCUAUAUUCCUUGAGGACUCAGAGCUCUGCAGGGAGGAAAAAGGCCCUCUCUACCUGUGGUUCCCACAUCACUGUUGUUGUCUUGUUCUUUGUGCCCUGUAUUUAUAUAUAUAUAUAUAUAUAUAUAUAUAUAUAUAUAUAUAUAUAUAUAUAUAUAUAUAUGCGACCAGUAGCCACCUUCUCCAUGGAUAAAGCCAUAACUGUAUUCUAUACUCUUGUCACUCCCAUGUUAAAUCCCAUUAUCUACACAGUAAGGAAUGCAGAAGUAAAAAAUGCCAUCAAAAUGUUACUGAAAAGAAAUGUAAUUUCAGAUAAUAAAUGACCCAAUAUGAAGAUUUUAUUUCUAUCAUAAUCUUUACAUUUUUGUUUUAUGUUACAUACAUAUAUGUGUAAGAAUGUAUAUGUUUG